UAUGUCAAAUUUUCUCAACCACUUUUUGCGACAUAACGGCGAAGAAAAAUGUCACUAGAAGCCCAUUAUAUAGAUUUGACUUAUGGAAAUGUAAUGGCAAAAACACUACUUAGUAUAUAAGAACCAUUGGAAAUGUUAAGAAGUACAUUGAGAAGAUCAGUUUAUCAGCCCAAUCGGUUAGUAAGAAGAUUUCAACAUACAGUAAUUGGUAUAGAUCUUGGAACUACUAAUUCAGCUGUUGCUGUAGUACAGGGUAAAGAAGCAAUUAUACUUGAAAAUGAAGAAGGAGGUAGAACUACACCUUCAAUAGUGGCAUUUUCAAAUAAUGAUAGUAAAACUUUAGUAGGACUUGCAGCUAAAAGACAAGCUGUUAUUAAUCCUGAAAAUACUUUCUUUGCUACUAAAAGAUUAAUUGGUAGAAAAUUUAAUGAUGAAGAAGUUCAGCGAGAUCUUGAUCAUGUACCAUAUAAAAUAGUACCCCAUAAUAAUGGAGAUGCUUGUCUUGAAACAUCAGGUGGUAAACAAAUAUCUCCUUCAGAAAUUAGUUCAUUAAUUCUUCAAAAAAUGAAAAAUAUUGCUGAAAGUAAUUUACCAAAACAUCAAUUACCUAUUAAACAUGCAGUUGUAACUGUUCCAGCAUAUUUUAAUGAUUCUCAAAGACAGGCUACUAAGAAUUCCGGUAAAUUGGUAGGACUUGAAGUCUUAAGAGUGGUUAAUGAACCAACAGCUGCUGCACUUGCCUAUGGAAUUAAUAAUAAACAAAAGGAUGGAAUUGUAGCUGUAUUUGAUUUAGGAGGAGGAACAUUUGAUAUAUCAAUUUUAGAUAUUGAUGAAGGAGUAUUUGAAGUUAGAGCAACUAAUGGUAAUACUCAUUUGGGAGGUGAAGAUUUUGAUAUCUUAUUAUUAAAUUAUAUAUUGAAUACUUUCAAACAAGACAGUGGAAUAGAUUUACUGCAAGAUAGAUUAGCAGUUCAAAGAAUUCGUGAAGCUGCUGAAAAGUGUAAGAUUGAAUUAUCUCAUAUUAAAGAAACAGAAAUUAAUAUUCCAUUUAUUACUAAAGAUAAACAUAUAAAUAUUAAAUUAACUGAAGAUCAAUUAGAUGAAAUGUCAUUACAUUUAAUUAAUAAAACUAUAGAUCCAGUUAAAAGAUGUAUAAGAGAUGCAGAAUUAAAAAUAGAAGAUAUAGAUGAAGUUAUACUUGUAGGAGGUAUGACUAGAAUGCCGAAAAUUAGAAAAAUUGUUGAAAGUAUAUUUAAUAAAGUUCCUAAUACUGAAGUUAAUCCUGAUGAAGCUGUAGCAUUAGGAGCUGCUAUUCAAGGUGCAGUAUUAUCAGGUCAAAUAAAGGAUGUUGUAUUACUUGAUGUAACUCCUCUUUCAUUAGGUAUUGAAACUUAUGGAGGAAUCUUUAGUCCCUUAAUCCCUAGAAAUUCAGCAGUACCCAUUAAAAAGGAACAAAUAUUUUCAACGGCAGUUGAUAAUCAAACUGGAGUUGAAAUAAGAGUAUAUCAAGGUGAAAGAUCAUUAGUUAAAGAUAAUAAACUUAUAGGAGAUUUUCAAUUAGCCAAUAUUCCUCGAGGUCCAAAGGGUACACCCCAAAUUGGAGUAACCUUUGAAAUUGAUGCUGAUGGAAUUAUAAAUGUAUCAGCUACUGAUAAAACUAAAUAUGGUAAAGAUCUGGAACAUUAUGGUAAACCAAAUACUGUAUCAAUUCAAGUUUCUGGAGAAACAGGAUUACUGGAAGAAGAAGUUAAAAGUAUACUUGAAGAAAGUAUUAAGAAUAAAGCCAGAGAUGAAGAAUUACGUAAAUAUUUUGAACAUGCUUCAAGAGCAGAUAUUAUAUGUACUGAUACGGAAAAUGCUUUAAUUCAAUUUGGAGAUUUUAUGGAAGAAGAAGUUAAGAAUUCAAUUAAUUUGGAUAUUGAUUCAAUUCGAUCUAAGAUCAAUGACAUUAGAAAUAAUAAGACAUUACAUGAUCCUACAGUACUUAAUCAAGAAGUAACUGCUAUGCAAGAAAAAUGUUUGGAGGCAAUCAGACAAGUUGCUCUUAAGCAACAACAAGAACAGGAACAAUUAAAGCUAAAGCAAAAGUAAUAUGUUCCUUUCUUGUAUGUAAAUAGGUAAUAUAUGUAUUAAUGUACAGAGAGAUAUUUUUCUAUGACGUAUAUCUAGUAACUAGUAACUAAUAACUAAUAACUAAUCAUCAGUUUCCAUUCUAUCACCAGAAGGAUCGGUAGUGGUAUUAGUGUCAUCUUCAGGUGCAGUUUCAGUAGCUGUAGUAGUUUCUUCAGAUGCAGGAUUCUCAU
Messenger RNA from Scheffersomyces amazonensis, 2303 nucleotides. Its product is annotated as Hsp70 family ATPase. Gene Ontology annotation, molecular function: ATP binding; ATP-dependent protein folding chaperone. The transcript has a single exon. Gene Ontology annotation, cellular component: cytoplasm; mitochondrion. The record is from RefSeq and is a predicted model, not a curated record. The coding region runs from base 133 to 2091 and encodes 652 amino acids. Lineage: Eukaryota; Fungi; Ascomycota; Pichiomycetes; Serinales; Debaryomycetaceae.